CGUGUGGGAGUAGCUCACUACGACACUACCCCCACACCCCCACCGACGAACGGGACACUUUGCGAGGAAAAAGCGAGCGCCUUUUUCCUAUUCUGUUCCGCGCUCGCUGCCACGACCGCGCCCUGGAGUAAGAGAGAUUGGCUGUGGUGUCAGUGAUGGGAAGCGAGUGCAAGGUCCACCAGCUCCAUGCCGCCGGCGACAGCGACGGCGGCGGGCCGGGGGCCGUCGCGCCGUUCGUGGCGAAGACGUUCCACAUGGUGAGCGACCCGUCGACGAACGCCGUCGUGCGCUGGGGAGACGCCGGCAACACGUUCCUCGUGCUCGAUCCCGCUGCCUUCUCCGACUUCCUCCUCCCCUCCUACUUCAAGCACCGCAACUUCGCCAGCUUCGUCCGGCAGCUCAACACCUACGGGUUCCGCAAGGUGGAUCCGGACAGGUGGGAGUUCGCGCACGAGUCGUUCCUGCGGGGGCAGGCGCAGCUGCUGCCGCGGAUCGUGCGCAAGAAGAAGAAGGCGUCGGGCAGGGAGCUGUGCGAGGAGGGGGAGGAGGUGCGUGGCACCAUCGAGGCGGUGCAGCGGCUGCGGGACGAGCAGAGGGGCAUGGAGGAGGAGCUCCAGGCCAUGGACCAGAGGCUGCGCACCGCCGAGAGCCGUCCGGGCCAGAUGAUGGCGUUCCUCUCCAAGCUCGCCGACGACCCCGGCGUCGUGCUGCGCGCCAUGCUCGCCAAGAAGGAGGAGCUGUCCGCGGCCGGCAACGACGGGCCCGAUCCCUGCAAGAGGCGGCGGAUCGGGGCCGACGUGGGUCGCGGUGCCGUGGCGGCCGGCGGUGACGCGGCCGAGCUAGCACAGAGCAGAGGCGCCGUGCCGUUCCCGUUCUCUGCUCUCGGCCAAGUGUUUUACUAGACCCUCUUAAAAAUCGAAGUGUUCUGUACUAGGCAACAAGGCCCAGAUAGCUGUACACGUAUGCGGUUUCCGUUGUAUAUACAACAGUGUACUUACGCAUAUAAUAGAGUUUGGCUAGUCUCUAUCUUUGGACGCGUGUAUAUAUAUCAACUAUCAGUGGCUAAUAAUGCAUGUUUGUUCAAUGUAUCGUACUUACGACUUCUCAGCG
Oryza brachyantha (malo sina) is the source of this 1110-nucleotide messenger RNA. RefSeq names its product heat stress transcription factor C-1b. The record is from RefSeq and is a predicted model, not a curated record. The coding region runs from base 156 to 902 and encodes 248 amino acids. NCBI's taxonomy places the organism in Eukaryota, Viridiplantae, Streptophyta, Magnoliopsida, Poales, Poaceae. The transcript is spliced from 2 exons. Gene Ontology annotation, biological process: regulation of transcription by RNA polymerase II. Gene Ontology annotation, molecular function: DNA-binding transcription factor activity; RNA polymerase II cis-regulatory region sequence-specific DNA binding. Gene Ontology annotation, cellular component: nucleus.